Stomoxys calcitrans (stable fly) is the source of this 1223-nucleotide messenger RNA. RefSeq names its product NFU1 iron-sulfur cluster scaffold homolog, mitochondrial-like. Lineage: Eukaryota; Metazoa; Arthropoda; Insecta; Diptera; Muscidae. Gene Ontology annotation, biological process: iron-sulfur cluster assembly. Gene Ontology annotation, molecular function: iron ion binding; iron-sulfur cluster binding. Bases 67 to 840 code for a protein of 257 amino acids. The transcript has 3 exons. The record is from RefSeq and is a predicted model, not a curated record. Gene Ontology annotation, cellular component: mitochondrion.
CAGCUGUGUUUGUAGUAAAUAAAAGGUUAGUUAAGUACAUAGAAUAACGAAAUUUGAAAGGGCAAAAUGUCUAAAAUAAUUUUCAACGCAAUUAGAAACUCACGUAAUAUAAACAAAUUGGCGUAUGGAAAUUUUAUCCAACAAAGGAGUUUAAUGCAGAAUAUUGGGAUCCUGAUGGGGGCACAAGGCAAUGGCAAACUUUUGGAAACUAGCAACACGGUUUUUCGGCAUAUGUUCCCUCAACAACAACGUACAAUGUUCAUACAGACGCAGGACACACCGAAUCCAGAUAGUUUAAAAUUUCUUCCUGGCAUUGAGGUUCUAGGCAAAGGAAACACUUAUGAUUUCCCAGCUGUAUCGGCAGCUUAUUGCAGUCCAUUAGCUAAACUUUUAUUUCGUAUAGAAGGUGUGCGAUCUGUGUUCUUUGGUAGUGAUUUUAUAACCAUUUCCAAAGAAGAGGAAGCUGAAUGGGGUAUUAUAAAACCUGAGGUGUUUGCUGUUAUCAUGGACUUCUUUUCCAGUGGGUUACCCAUAUUGAAUGAGGCAAAACCAAAUACCGACACACAAAUUAACGAUGAUGAUGAUGACACAGUUAUGAUGAUCAAAGAGCUGUUGGAUAGUCGAAUUAGACCAACGGUCCAAGAAGACGGUGGAGAUAUAAUAUUCAUGGGCUUCGAGAAUGGCAUUGUGAAAUUAAAAAUGCAAGGUUCUUGUUCUUCGUGUCCAAGCUCGAUUGUCACUCUCAAAAAUGGAGUCGAAAAUAUGUUACAAUUUUAUAUACCAGAGGUAAAAGGUGUGGAACAAGUUUUCGACGCUGUGGAUAAAGUUCCUAUCACUUAGAUCUAUUCUCGUACCUUGUAUUCUAUGGUUUUUGUCGUCAGUUGAAAUAGGUGCUUGACGUUCAUUCAUCUUUCUAUGUUGUAAUUGAUUUGUGUUUCUCCGUAUUUGUUUUUUUACGAGUUACUUUUUCUCUCUCUCACUUUGUUUUAUUUACAUGUUUUUUGGUAUGCGUCGUCGGAGCCAUGCCAUUGACUGAUUGCCGAGACGUUAUGGGAUAUGUUCAGUGAGGUAGCAUAUGACAGAACAGUGGGUUAAUUAUUGUAUUCCGAUAUAAAAAAAUUUUAAAGAAAAAAUUAUUAAAAUACAAUUGCAAAUCGCACAUAGAAAUAUAUGGCAGACUUCACUCGUAAAAAUAAAACUGUAAAACAGCAAAGUCUACUUAA